GAGAGCGGUUCAUCGUCACCUUCUCUUCGAUUCUCUCUAUCGGCCAUUUCGGCAGAAUUAUGAUACACCGAGGUGGUUGCGGAAAUGACAAACCGUCGAACCAUCGCCAAACUUCAUGAACGUGACGGCGUUCACGGAACUCAGCCCCUGGGUUCGAUCCACGCGUGCACCACGCAGAUGGCUCUGGUUAAUUUGACUCGGUCUUUUCUCGGCGGGUUGCAACCGAGGAGCUGUACGUGUCUGAACGCCAUCAUCACACUUCGCUGACUGCAGUUCGCUAUUUAGUGACCAAGUCACACAUGUCAUCGGCCGGCUACCUAACCGCAGUGCGAAACGGCUGGUUCAGAUGAUGACAUCGACUCUUGUCGUCAAAAGUGUUGUUGGCGGUGCAGCUUUGAGCUCUGCGCUUACUGCGGAUCGGAUUGUUACCACAGUCGCGCCUUACGUCUCUUCUUAAGAUGAUGUUUCGGCGCACGACGACGCGAACACUCUGCUCGGACGCGCACCGAGCACCCGUUUACCCGCAAAGCGGCCACGAUUAGUCACAGGGAUUUCUCUUGUGUCCCACGGCAUUUGGCACUCACGCUUGUUGGUAGGCGCUUGUUGACCGUCCUGUCGGUUCGGUCCCGGCGUCUUAGUUGCUUUGGCUUACGCCGUCAAUCGACUCUAUUUCGUCAGUCCAGCCCACUCCUGGCUUACGUCUCUGCAGACAACUCUCUAAG
This is a messenger RNA of Mycena citricolor, 722 nucleotides long. Lineage: Eukaryota; Fungi; Basidiomycota; Agaricomycetes; Agaricales; Mycenaceae. The record is from the annotation of a GenBank genome assembly.